Molecule: messenger RNA, 1758 nt
Organism: Haemonchus placei
Lineage: Eukaryota; Metazoa; Nematoda; Chromadorea; Rhabditida; Trichostrongylidae
Source: the annotation of a GenBank genome assembly
GACCUUAUGGCUGACGUUGAAAUGGAACAACCGAAAGCUGAACCUAAAGAGGAGGUUGUUGAAACUAAUGGAAAUGCUGAUAAAAUUAAAGAAGCUCAAGGAGUAUCGAAAUACGCUGAAGAUGAGGUCUUCAAAAAGCUAAUUUCUCAACAAAUGAAGCAGUCGGUGGCUGAAAGCAUGAUGAAGUUGUUUGAAUCUGGAUUCAUGGCCAUUGAAGACUUUGACGAACGUGCGGUGGAGAUGAUGAACUCGUUCCCUGAAGAUCAAGCUCGCUACAUUGUCGAUCAGUUGCGGGAGUCAAGACUUUACGGAGUACAAAACAAGCCCCAAUAUCUGAUGUCCCUUAUGCGAAAUUUCCGUGAUCGCAUUCGAGCUCAAGGAGCCCAAGCAGUUAUGGCUGGCAAGCUGAUCAAUGGACCUGAUCCAGACAAAAUGACGGAAAUUUUGAAUAGAACCGGCUAUACCCUGGAAAUCACCGUUGGUCAACGGAAGUAUGGUGGUCCUUGUCCCGACUGGGAUGGUCCUCCAACUGGACCCGCUGGACAGGGACAUGAAAUUUACAUCGGCCACAUUCCACACGAACUAUUCGAGGAUUCCAUCGUGCCGCUGUUCGAAACGUGCGGAAAAAUCUGGGAUUUACGACUUAUGAUGGACCCCAUGUCAGCCAAAAACAGAGGAUAUGCUUUCCUUACGUAUUGCGAGAAGUCCUCAGCGUCGGAGGCAGCCAAAAAGUAUGAUGGACACGAAAUUUUGCCCGGAAAAGCUCUGAAAGUGAACGUCUCAGUCGCAAACACACGCCUGUUCCUGGGAAACAUACCCAAGUCGAAAACUAAAGCCGAAAUUCUUGAGGAGCUCAAAAAGCACGCAGACGGUGUCACCGACGUCAUUGUCUACACCAUUCCCGAUGCGACAGAACGAUUCAAAAACAGAGGGUUCUGCUUUGUCGACUUCGCAGAUCACAAGACUGCUUCGGAUGCGAAAAGGAAAAUUCAGCAGCAUAAAAUCCGUCCAUUCAACAGUGAACUCGUUGUUGACUGGGCUGAGCAACAAGACGAGCCCGACGAGGAUACCAUGAACAAGGUGAAAGUACUUUACGUUCGCAACUUGAAGGAGAUUGUAACGGAAGAGAAGCUGAAAGAAAUCUUUGGACCGUACGGCGAGAUUGAACGAAUUAAAAAGAUUAAGGAUUACGCUUUUAUACAUUUCAAGGAACGAGAACCGUGCAUGAAGGCGCUAGAAGAAUGGAAUGGAAAGGAAAUUGAAGGUGUGGCGGUGGAUUGCUCACUUGCCAAACCGCAAGUCGAGAAGAAAAAGAAGCCGGUGGGACGAGGAAGAGGAAUGGGGAUGGGCAUGGGUAUGGGCAUGGGAAUGGGAAUGGGCAUGGGCAUGGGAUAUGGAGGCCCCGGUGGCUUUGGUGGCCGUGGUCGAGCGAACAACAUGUAUCCGAAUAUGGGUUACGAUGAUUUCGCUUUCGGAGGCUAUGGCGGAUACGGUGACUACGGCGGUUACGGCCCAGGCGGCUACGGAGGAUAUGGCGAUUUCCAGAACGGCGGAUACGGUCCACCUGGAGGUUAUGGUGGCUACGGUGGAGGUGGCUACGGCAGAGGUGGAGGCGGAUUCCGCGGUGGUCGUGGAGGAAACCGAGGAGGGUACGCGGGGCGAGGCAAGCGACCGGGUGAUCGAUCUGGCGGACCGGCUUCCAAGCGAGAUAACGGGGCGCCAGAUUUCUCGGCCGAUGUAAACAUGAGUUCAUUCUGA